Schistocerca cancellata (South American locust) is the source of this 926-nucleotide messenger RNA. Its product is annotated as collagenase-like. Gene Ontology annotation, biological process: proteolysis. The transcript is spliced from 6 exons. Gene Ontology annotation, molecular function: serine-type endopeptidase activity. The record is from RefSeq and is a predicted model, not a curated record. Lineage: Eukaryota; Metazoa; Arthropoda; Insecta; Orthoptera; Acrididae. Bases 10 to 813 code for a protein of 267 amino acids.
GCGGCAGCCAUGGCCACGCGCUCCCACUGUGCGCUCGCGGCUGCACUGCUGGUGGCGAUGGCGGCGACUAGCACACAGUCGCCGCACGGAGAGGGGAGUGCGCGCAUCACCGACGGCAAAGCCGCUAGGCUCGGCCAGUUCCCACACCAGGCUCUCGUCCUCGGCGACGGGACCCACAUAUGCGGCGGCUCGCUCAUCACCAGAACUACAGUCCUCACCGCCGCCAUCUGCACCGUCGACUUUGACAAGUUCAUCAUUCGCCUGGGAACCGUUCAUCGGACUAAGAACGAGACCACAGCCUGGGUCAUUGCCGCCCACUGGUCUGUAGCCCACCCGGACUACACAACGGAGGCCUAUUUGAGUCACAACGUGGCUGUAGUAUUCCUGCCCAAGAAAGCUCCUCUCAGCAGUUUCAUUGAGCUGAUGACGUUAACUUCCUUCAGUGAGGUCAAUGAAACCUUCGUAGGAAAAACUGCCUUGCUCAGCGGCUGGGGAAAAACAGGUGACGGCAAAAACUUUUCUGACACUCUUCAGUAUGCUGAGUUGACGGUUGUUCCCAAUUCAGUAUGCGAGGAGGGCUACGGACCAGAUUUCGUUCUUGAAAGUACGCUGUGUGCCGGAAACAAGUUCAAAGGCAUCUGCUUCAAUGACCAUGGCGGAGCCCUUGUUCUCAAGACCAAAGAAGGCUACAAGCAGAUCGGCAUUGCCAGCUUUAUGUAUGACAAGUGCGACGUACCUAUACCUGGUGGCUUCUCCAGGGUAACUUACUUCCUCGACUGGAUCACAAAAACUGCUGAAGUUACUGAUGACUGAGAAGCUGGCAUUGAUAGUUACACUGUUCCAUUACUAGAUCACAUUCAAUAUGUAUUUUAAUGAAACUGAAAAAAAUCAGCACAUGACACCUAAUAAUAACCCAGAAAAUAUGU